AUGGUGUUUGCUGGGAGCAUCAUCAUCUUCAACUUCAUACCCGUCAUCAUCAUCCUCACUGCUAUGUUCCGACUUAAGAACAGAACUCAAGAUCAAGAUUUUCACUCCCUGUCCAAACACAACGUCUACGAGAACAUGCGUCUUGCGUUUGACGUUGCGGAGCGUGAGCUGGGAAUUCCUGCUCUUUUAGAUCCGGAUGAGCUGGUGUCUGUGGAGGAGCCGGAUCUACUGUCCAUCAUCACUUAUGUCUCUCAGAUCUACUGUGUCUUCAGAGGAAACUCUCACGUCAGUCAGAAGAUUCCUGUGAACAAUGAAUCCAGCAGCACCAAAAGACAAGAACAGACACACACUCGGUUCUCAUCAGAUGUGGUCAGAUCGUCAGAUAAAAGAGUCUGUAGUGUCUGUCACACGCGUGUUCAUCUCAUUCAGAGGGUUUUGGUGAAGGGACACCUGUAUCACCGCUCCUGCUUCAGAUGCAGUCGCUGUCGUCGCUCUCUGCUGCCGAUCUCUUUCACAGUAGACAGUGAGACGGGUUCACUGCAGUGUAGUUAUGCCUGCAAACCUGCUUCUAAUCACGACCGGCCCGCAGAUCAAUACUCACAGAACGAUACCAGUGAGAAGGACGGAGACAGGAGUGAGACGGACGGAGACAGGAGUNAGACGGACGGAGACAGGAGUGAGACGGACAGAGGCAGGAGUGAGAUGGACAGAGACAGGAGUGAGACAGAUGAAGACAAAAUUAAUGAUGGACGUCUCUCCACCUCAUCAGAGACUGACAUCCAAGAACCUCCCAAACAUGCUCCCAGAAAGAGGGCGGAACCUCCUCGCCCCACCCCCAGAUCACCGGAUCAUCACCCUGACAACGUCUCGUCUCAGAGCACUGUCUGUAAGGAACAUCCCUGGAUGAAGCUGGUUGAUCCGGGUCCUUGGUCUCGUCUUCCUCCGGCUCCGGCUCCAUCCGCUCAUUCCCGCCACCGGCCCGUGACCUUUAACCCCUUCCUGGAGGACGAGUCCAAGGAUGAAGAGAAAAAACCUUUCAGUUACGAAACCUCAGCUGCACACAAACCCCAAACCUCAUCUUCAGUUCCCAGUAUGCACCAGGCUGCAGCUCCUGUUCAUGGUUUCCCGCUCAUCAAGAGGAAGACAGACAAGCUAACUGUGUGUGUUUGUGAAUGUGUGUGUGUUUCAGAGCAUCUUCUAGUCGACUGGUUCCUUCUGAUUCAUGAGAAGAACAUCUUAGUGCGCAGAGACACAGAGCUAGUGUAUAUGGUGAAGCAGCAGCGUCUGGAGGAUCAACAGGCUGAUGUGGAGUUUGAGAUCAGGCGCCUCUUUAACAAACCAGAGCAGGACUGGAGCUCUGAUGACAGCCAUCAGGAAGAUCAGCUGAUGUCACGCCUGCUGUCAAUCAUCCAGCAGAGGAAUGACAUCAUCAGCAGCCUGGAUCUGGACAGGCAGAGGGAGGAGGAGGAGGACUCGAUGCUGACUGCCGUGAUCCAGAGGAUGGAGUUCCUGACACAGACGGACAAACAGCUGGACAAAUGCAGCAGGAGCUUUAAACGCCUUCAAAUGUUCAAGAAAUCCAGCUGUAAGACUGAAAACACCAGCAGAAGAAAGAAGAAAAACAGCUGAAGAACAGAAAGAGCCUGUUUAUUAAAUAAUGUCCAAAACUGGAAAAUAAAAACACCCAUCAGGACAAACUGAACUGUUUAUUUAAAAGUUAAUAAGCGUGUAGCAUGGCCACAUCUUAUCAGUUUUUAUCAUUUCUAUCUACAAUUUUAUUCAUUUUUAUACUUAUUUAUUUUUGACAUCGUUAUGUGUUUUUGUUUUUAAGCUAAGAUGUCUUGAGCAUUAGUUAUUGCACGCUUCCCAUUCAAACCACAAUCUCAUCAUUGCAAGCCCUCCAGCUAAGCAACAUCUUAGCAACAUGUUUAGUGAAUAAGCAACAUCUCUUCCUGUUGUCUCUACUAGAGGGAAAAAAUAAGCUUUUCAUCAACUGAACAAAUUGCUUAGUAUUUGAUUCACAAUUUCGAGCUGGUGACGCGCUGCUGGUCAAAAUUGUGUGAAUGCAACUAAAACUCACCCGCAAGCUCAGUCUAUGAAUUUGCCAAUCAUUAAAUGGCAUUAAAUAUACGACGUUUCUGUAAAAUUGUCCUUGUUUUGUGUGUUAUUAGGCAGGGCUUGACAGUACAACUCACUCUCAUUUUUGUUUUAUACACGCAUUCAUAUUAAAAUUAAUCAAUUGAA
Molecule: messenger RNA, 2244 nt
Organism: Sinocyclocheilus grahami
Lineage: Eukaryota; Metazoa; Chordata; Actinopteri; Cypriniformes; Cyprinidae
Product: MICAL-like protein 1
Exons: 14
Coding region: 1-1629 (542 amino acids)
Molecular function (GO): protein binding
Source: RefSeq, a predicted model, not a curated record